CACAAACAUAUAUAUAGCUCCGAGAAAACUAACUAAACCACUCACUCACCAAAACAAAACAAAACCCUAACGACGAUGACUCCGAAUUUGGAAUGUCGCAUGUACGAGGCAAGGUACCCGGAGGUAGACACGGCGGUGAUGAUACAGGUGAAGAACAUCGCCGACAUGGGUGCAUACGUUUCACUUCUCGAAUACAACAAUAUCGAGGGUAUGAUUCUGUUCUCCGAGCUUUCUCGCCGUCGAAUUCGUAGUGUUAACAGUCUGAUCAAGGUUGGUCGAACCGAACCGGUGAUGGUUCUUCGUGUUGACAAAGAAAAGGGUUACAUUGAUCUUAGUAAACGUAGGGUUUCUGAAGAAGAUAUUCAAGCUUGUGAAGAAAGGUAUAAUAAGAGUAAACUUGUGCAUUCUAUUAUGCGCCAUGUUGCUGAAACCUUGGACCUUGAUUUAGAGGAGCUUUAUGUUCACAUUGGAUGGCCUUUGUAUCGCAAAUAUGGUCAUGCUUUUGAGGCGUUCAAGAUAGCUGUGGCCAAUUCUGAUACGGUUUUGAGCCCUCUAAUGCGUGAAAUCAAGGAAGUUGGUCCUGAUGGGAAAGCGGUGACCAAGGUGGUACCUUCUGUGUCUGAAGAAAUGAAGAAUUCUCUACUGAUGAACAUUAGAAGACGAAUGACCCCUCAGCCAUUCAAAAUCAGGGCGGACAUUGAAAUGAAAUGUUUUCAAUUUGAUGGAAUUAUACACAUUAAGGAGGCAAUGCAGAAGGCUGAAGCUGCUGGAAAUGAUGACUGCCCUGUGGAAAUUAAACUUGUUGCUCCCCCACUUUAUGUGCUUACCACUCAGACCCUUGACAAGGAGCAAGGAAAAUUGGUUCUACGCAAUGCCAUUGCUUGUUGCACUGAAUCAAUAGAAAAACAUAAGGGUAAACUUAUGCUGGUGAAGGAAAUUAGAGCGGAUGUCGAUGGUGAUGGCCCAUUUCCAAUUACUCCGAUUCAGAAUGAAAAUAAUGAUGAUGUCAGUAGCGAUGAAGACAGUGAAGAGGAAGAAGAUACUGGAAUGGGCGAGGUUGAUGUGGAGAAUGGUAAUGCGAUAAUGGAGUGAGAAAUAUCUUGUGCUUGUAGUAAGGCAUAGAUAGUACAGCAAGGCUUUACUAAUUUUGCUCUAUUGGAUUCUUUUUUAUCUCUUUUAAUUGUGGUUGUAUUAUACAAACUUGGAAUUUCUUGAAGAGGGUAUUCAAUCCAAACUUAGGUGUUUGUGGAUAAAAACUGCCAUCAAAUCUCCCUCCCUUGUUGCUAGCAUA
Medicago truncatula (barrel medic) is the source of this 1291-nucleotide messenger RNA. RefSeq names its product eukaryotic translation initiation factor 2 subunit alpha homolog. Gene Ontology annotation, molecular function: translation initiation factor activity; ribosome binding; RNA binding. The transcript is spliced from 6 exons. Gene Ontology annotation, cellular component: eukaryotic 48S preinitiation complex; eukaryotic translation initiation factor 2 complex. Gene Ontology annotation, biological process: translational initiation. NCBI's taxonomy places the organism in Eukaryota, Viridiplantae, Streptophyta, Magnoliopsida, Fabales, Fabaceae. The coding region runs from base 76 to 1092 and encodes 338 amino acids. The record is from RefSeq and is a predicted model, not a curated record.